AUGGCAGACGAACAUAUGGUCGGUGCUGAAGAUGAUGAUGUUCAGUUUAUGCGAACGGAAGAUCGUUUAUGUCUAAGUUGUGUACCUGUAUCAGGUGUAAAACGUAUGGCUUUAUCGGGCGAAGUAUUUGGAAAUCGAAUGUGUUAUCUUGAAGAUAUAUCAAAUGAGGUUUGUUGUCCUGAUUUGGCAUCAUGUAUAUUCGUACUCGAACAAGCUGUAUCAGUUCGAGCUUUACAAGAAAUGGUUAAUACAACUUCACCUGAACAGUCGUCAGCAAGCCAAGGAGGUCAAACAACAUUUCGAACAUUAUUAUAUGGUCAUGCUGUUCUUCUUCGACACUAUCACAGUCAAAUGUACUUGAGUUGUCUAUCGACAAGUACAUCAAAUGACAAGCUCGCGUUUGAUGUAGGCUUAAAAGAAGAUGCACAAGGCGAAUCUUGUUGGUGGACUAUUCAUCCAGCAUCAAAACAAAGAAGUGAAGGUGAAAAAGUGCGCUUCAAUGAUGAUGUUAUAUUGGUUUCAGUUUUUUCUGAACGAUAUCUUCAUGCAUAUAUGUCAACAAGUGAACGUGGACGAGUAAAUGCAUCAUUUCGUCAACAAGUAUGGAGUUUAGUACCAAUAUCGAGUGGUGUAGCACGUGUGAAAAAUCCCGGAUUUGUUCUUGGUGGUGAUGUUAUACGAAUAGUACAUGGAAAUAUGGAUCAUUGUAUUACAACACCACCACCAGACUCUCAAGUUAUUGAUGAUUCUGGAAGUCUCUUCAUUAAAAGUGGUGCUGCUUGUCAACAAGCUCGAUCAUUAUGGCGUAUUGAAUGUUUUAAAAUAAAAUGGUAUAGUGGUUUUGUUGGUUGGAGUUCAUUAGUUCGCCUUCGACAUGUCACAUCAGGUCUUUAUUUAGCUGUUAUCGGUGAUGAAAAUGGUCCAAAAGUAACAUGUAUAUCGAAGAAGAAUGCCAGUGCUAUUGCUGUCACUUUCGAAAUGAAAAUGACAAAGGAAAAACAAGCCGAAGAAUUAACUGAACAAGAAAAUUUAGGAGUACCAACAAUAAAAUAUGGUGAUACAAUUGUUUUUAUUCGUCAUGUUGAUUCAGAUCUUUGGAUUAGUUAUGAAACGUUAGAAUUAACUAUAAAAGGAAUUGGAAAAGUGGAAGAAAAACGAAUUAUCCCUGCUGUUGAAGGUCAUAUGGAUGAUUGUUUUCGUCUUGUUCGAGCUCAAGAACAAGAACAAAAAACUGCAUUAGUUAUUCGAAUUUGUAAUGCAAUUCUUGGAAGAUUUAAUCGAACAGAUCCAAUGUCGAUUGAUGCAGAAGCCGUGAAUCAUUUAUUAAGCAAAAGUGAUGUUGUUCAAGCUUUAUUACAAGAUUUAAUUGGUUUUUUUUCUCAACCAUCGCUCACAUUGGAUCAUGAAGAAAGACAAUUACGUCUUAAAGUUUUACGAAAUCGACAAGAUUUGUUUCAAGAAGAAGGAAUGAUUCGAGUAUUAAUAGCAGCAAUAAAUUUUUUUAGUGAACGUAGAGAUAAAGCAUUAUUAUUAGAAGGUGUUGAAGAAAAAAUCGAAAAUAUUACAAAUAAACUUUAUGUUGUUUUGGCUGCAUUAAUUAAAGGAAAUCGUACAAAUUGUUCAAAUUUUGCACAAAGUGCACGACUUAAUUGGCUUGUUAAUCGUUUACAAUCACAACAAGCAUCUAGUGGUGUAUUAGAAGUACUUCAUAGUGUACUUGUUGAUAGUCCUGAAGUUUUAAAUAUGAUAACAGAAUCUCAUAUACUUGCAAUUCUUGGUUUAUUGGAUCGAAAUGGUCGUGAUCCAAAAGUACUUGAUGUACUUUGUUCACUUUGUGUUAAUAAUGGUGUAGCUGUUCGUGCUAAUCAAAAUCUUAUCUGUGAAAAUAUUUUACAACGACGUGAUCUUCUUCUACAAACGGCAUUAGUUGAUCAUGUAGCAUGUAUGCGUCCAAAUAUUCUUGUUGGAGUUGAAGAUGGUGAAUCUAUGUAUAAAAAAUGGUAUUUUGAAGUUGUUAUUGAUCAUAUUGAACAAGUAACACAUGUUCAACCACAUAUACGUAUUGGUUGGGCAACAACUGAUUUUCAACCAUCACCGGGUCAUGGUGAUGGUUUUUCAUCGAAUGGUAUUGGUGAUAAUACACAUUCAUAUGGUUUCGAUGGACGACAUGUUUGGUUUGCUGGUCGAGCAUAUGAUGUGUCAAAUCGAGUUAAUUUACCAACUGAUAAUAUGCAACAUAUUGGUUUUAAGAAAAAUGAUGUUAUUGGAUGUUUAUUAGAUUUAAAUAUUCCGGAAAUGUGGUUUUCAUUAAAUGGUUUACCUGUUAAAGGUCUUCUAAGAGAAUUUAAUUUAACUGGAAUGUUUUAUCCAGCUAUUUCUUUAUCGUCUCGUGUUAGUUGUCGAUUUAUUUUUGGUGCUGAACAUGGUCGUUUUAUUCAUCGACCACCCGAAGGUGCUGCACCACUUUAUGAAGCUAUGUUAGCUAAACAAAAAGUGACUAUUGAACCAUGUUUUUCAUUUGGAAAUAUUGAACGAAAUCGUCUUGAUGGUCCAACACAAUUUCAACAUCGUAUUGCAUUUACUCCCCAACCAGUACGAACAAGUCAUAUUGUAUUACCAAUACAUCUUGAAAAUGUUCGUGAUCGAUUAGCUGAAAAUAUUCAUGAGCUAUGGUCAAUGAAUAAAGUGUCAACUGGUUGGCAUUUUGGUGAAUAUCGAGAUGAUGCACAAAAAAUUCAUCCAUGUUUAACAUCAUUUGAUCGUCUUCCAUUAACUGAAAAACAAUAUCAUACAACAACAGCUAUGGAAAAUUUAAAGAGUUUAUUAGCUCUUGGUUAUCAUAUUGGUGUUGAAAUUAAAACAGAUGAUCGACGAUUAAAAUAUGUUAAAUUACCAAAUGCAUAUGUUCAAUCGAAUGGUUAUAAACCACAACCAUUAGAUUUAUCAAGUAUUAAUUUAUCAACAAAAAUGGAAGAAUUAAUUGAAACAUUAGCUGAAAAUACUCAUAAUGUUUGGGCAGCUGGUAGAAUUAAAGAUGGAUUUACAUAUGGAGUAGCCGAUAAUCCACGUCAAAAACGAAGUCCUCAUUUAAUUCCAUAUGCUAUUGUUGAUGAUAGUAUUAAAAAAAUCAAUCGUGAUACAGCAAGUGAAACAGUUAAAACACUUCUUGCAUAUGGUUAUACAAUUGAUACACCAACAGGUGAUAUUGAAGAUCUUAAUCGACGUAAUAAAGAAGCAGCAAAUACUGGUAAUAAUGAACGUCUUACAAAUUAUCGAACAUAUCGUGCUGAACAAACAUUUGCUGUUACACGUGGUAAAUGGUAUUAUGAAGUUGAAUUAUUAACAUCAGGUCGAAUGUUAAUUGGUUGGGCAAAUGUAUCAAAACUUGAUGCAUUUUAUCCACUUGGAACAGAUUCAUAUGGAUAUGGAUUUGAUGGUUUAAAUGCUCGACGUUUUCAUCAUAAUGUAUUCGAUGGAUUUGGUAAACAAUGGUCGAAAAAUGAUGUUGUUGGUUGUAUGAUUGAUUUACAUGAUAAAACAGUUAGUUUUUCAUUAAAUGGAGAAUUAAUGUUAGAUAAUUUUGGUAAUGAAACAGCUUUUGAUGGAUUAGAAGUUGAUGAUAUUGGUUUUGUACCAGCAUUAACGUCAUUUAGUGGACAAAAAGCUCGUUUAAAUUUUGGACAAGAUGUUAAUACAUUAAAAUAUUUUACAUCCUGUGGUUUACAAGAAGGAUAUGAACCAUUUUGUGUAAAUAUGACAAGAAGUUUAACAUUUUGGUAUUCAAAUUUUAUACCUCGUUUUGAAAUAGUGAAAUCAAAUUCACCAUCAUUUGAAUUAACUCGUGUUAAUGCAAGUCGUGAUAAUCCACCAUUAAUAAAACUUCAUUCACGAUUAUUUGGAACAUUAGAAAAAGUUGAAUUUGAAUUUCUUCGUUUAUCACUACCGUUAUGUUGUCAUGAUACAUUUACACCAAGACAUAUAACACUUGAACGACGACAAUUAGCAUUACAAGAAUAUAUUGAAUCUCAAGAAGAAAAACGUGCGUUCAUGUUUCCAGGAACAUCAAUACCUGGUACACGAACAAAAUCUUUUUCACAUGGUACAAGUGAUACAAUGGAUUCACAUUUAACUAAUCAAACAGAUACAAAUCCAAAUUUUCUUUCACCAGAUUCUAUAACAAAUAAAUCUGGACGUAAUCCAACAAAUUUACUUGUUAAAUUUCGUGAUCAAUCUUCAUCAAAAAAAGGUCCAACACCAUCAGCAUCAACACAAUCGAUGACAAAUGGAAAUGGACAAACACAUUUAGCUAAUGGUUCAUCAACAAGUGAAUCAAUGGAUCGUUUAAAUAAAGCAAAUAUGAAAGCAUCAACAAGUAAACUUAAUAAUUUCUUUCAUCGAUUUGCAAAAGAACCACAACCAACAACAAACGAUCCACAAGGAAAAACUACAAAACGUACUGUUAAAGUAAGUAGUACUAGUACAUCAAGUACAACACCACAAGUACAACCACAAUCAGUUUUAAAAGUUCCAACAAUAAAUUCUCCAACAACACCCGGUGGAACAACAAUAAAACAAUCGAAUGCUAUCAAUACAAGACGAUCAUUUACUGACAAUGAAGCGGAAUUUAAUGAUCAAGCAAAUGAUUUUGAUCAUGAUGAAAUACGUGCAAUUAAUGAACAUGUCUAUGAAUAUUAUUAUGCAGUUAGAAUAUUACCUGGACAAAAUCCUCGAUCAGUAUUUGUUGGUUGGGUUACGUCAAGAUUUAAACCAAUCUUACAAAAAGAAAUACUUUCUGAUGAUACAUUACCUACAUCAACAAAUAAAUUAUCUAAACUUAUUCGACGUUGUACAAUAACACAAACAGGAGAAGAUGGUUCAAUACUUGAAAGUGUUAAAAGACAAGAUGCUUAUAUGUUUUGUGCCAGUGAUUUAUUAGAAAAUAUGCCUGAUCAAGAAGGUGUUGCAAGACGUGUUGUUAAUGGAUUAGUCAUUGGAUGUUUAUGUGAUGUAUCAACUGGUCAUUUAACUUUUUAUGUUAAUGGAAAAGAAUCAGCACAAAAACUUGAGGUUGAACCAAGUACUAAACUUUAUCCAGCUGUAUUUGUUGAACCAACAGUAAAAGAAUUAUUACAAUUUGAAUUAGGACGUAUUAAAAAUUGUUUACCAUUAACUGCUGCUUUAUUUCCAAGUUUAAAUCGUGAAGAACGUUUUCUUCCUCAAUUACCAUCUCGUUUAAAUUUACAAUCACUUCUUCAUUGUCAUUGGUCACGUGUACCUAAUGCAAAUCUUCGUUGUCAACAAUUAAAAUUAUCUGAUGUUCGUGGAUGGAGUGUUUUUGUUGAAGAUCCUGUUCAAAUGCAAGCAGUUUAUAUACCCGAAGAUGAUCGAUGUACUGAUAUUUUAGGUUUAGUUGAAGAUGAAGAUAAUUUAAAUUUCUGUUCAAAUACAUUAACACUUUAUAAUGCUAUAUGUGCUCAAGGGAAUAAUCGUGUUUCACAUGAAAUAUGCAAAUUAGUUGAUGAAAAACAACUGAUGUAUUGUGUAAAAAAUCCUUAUUUAUGUGGUGCUAUUCGAAUUGGUAUUCAUAAUUUACUUAUUGCUUUACAUUUUGAACCACAUGUUAAAGCUCGAAGUUUAACGUCGAAUGAAUUUAUUAUUCCAUUAUCAAGUUUACUUCGAAAAAAUCAUUUAUCACGUUCACAAAUUUCAGCUGAACAACAACAUGUAAUGGCACAAUCGACUUAUAUACCAGCUAUGGAAAAUUUUCUAUCUGUAAGACCAAAAUUAAUUAAAGAAGAAGAUUUUAAAAUUGACCGUGAACGAAAAUUACUUGUUCCACCACCAUUUAAUGUUGUAGUAUUAAAAGAAUAUGUUAUGAAUUCCUUAACAGAUGCAAUUGGAAGAAAUUCUAGUCAUCUUCGAGAUCCAGUUGGUGGUUCCUAUUCAAAUUGGCUUGUACCAUUACUUCAAUUAGUUGACGCACUUCUUGUCAUGGGAUUAUUAGAAAUCAAUGAUAUUCAACAAUUAUUACAUUUAAUUGAUCCAACAUCAUUCGGAUUAGAUAGUGAUAAACAUUUAGAUGAAGGUCUAUUACAAAUGAAAUUAGAUGAACCAGUUAAACUUCAAUUAUGUUAUGUUUUACAACAUUUAUGUAAUUAUCAAUUACAAUAUCGUAUUGAAGGUACAAUUGCAUUUUCAGAAGAAUUUGUUGGAAGAUUACAAUCUGAUCAAAAACGACGUUAUGGUGUAUUAAAAGAAUCAAGUUUACCACCAGCAUUAAUGGCAAAGAAAACUCGAGAAUUUCGUUGUCCACCAAAAGAUCAAAUGCAAGCUUUAUUGGAUUUUAAAAGUGGUGCUGAUGAUGCUCCUGUUGGAAAUGAAGAUAUGCAAGAAGAAAUAAAAGAUAUGUUAAAAAAUUAUCAUUCAAAUUUACUUGUUCUACAACAAGUUGCUGAGGCAACGGAUGAAAAUAAUAAUGUAUCAAAAUUAACAAAAACUAAUGAGAAUGAUCAUGUCGAACAAGUUUCUUUAUUUUCACGUUUACUUGAAAUUCUUAUACGACAUGCUUUAACAAAGAAAGUUGAUCAAAAGUUAAUGAAUAAUCAACUAAAACAAUUAAUGUGGAAACCAACAAAAACUCUCUGUGAAGUUAUUAAAGCAACAGUUAUUAAAUGGGGUCGAGCAACACAUAUAGCUGAUCCAAUUUUAAUUCGAGAAAUGUUUAAACUGAUUUAUAAUCAAUACGAUGGCAUUGGAGAGAUCUCUCGAUGUCUCGAACGAACUUAUAUAAUAAAUGAAAAAUCAGUACCUGAUAUAAAAUUAUUAUUACGUAAAUUAAGUAUUGUUCGUGCACUUCUAACUGUUCAAAUGGAUUCAGAUGAAGAAGGAAUAAUGAUAGCUUGUUUAAAUGAUAUUAUGGAUAAUCGUGUAUUUUAUCAACACCCAGAUUUAAUGCGUUCACUUUGUGUACAUGAAACUGUUAUGGCUAUUAUGGUUAAUCGUUUAAAUAAAAGUAAACAAGAACAAACAUCAAUGGCAUCAGCAAAUGAUGUGGAAGGUCUUGCACAAACAAAUGAAGGUGGAGAAAAUCAAGAAAUUCAUCCAGCCAAAGAAGAUAAAGUUGAACUUGUAACCACAUGUUGUAAAUUUCUGUCUUAUUUUUGUCGUACAUCACGUCAUAAUCAACGUGCUAUGUUUGAACAUUUAAGUUAUUUAUUAGAAAAUAGUUCUAUGUUACUUUCACGUCCAUCUCUUCGUGGUUCAGCACCAUUAGAUGUAGCAAGUGCUAGUGUUAUGGAUAAUAAUGAAUUAGCUUUAGCUUUACGUGAAUCACAUUUAGAAAAAAUAGCAUCGUAUUUAUCACGUUGUGGUACAACAAGAAAUGAAGAAUUAUUUCUUCAAGGUUACCAUGAUAUUGGUUGGGAUCCAGUUGAUGGUGAAAGAUUUCUUGAUUUUCUAAAAUUUUGUGUGUGGGUUAAUGGCGAACCAGUUGAAGAAAAUGCUGAUUUAGUUGUUCGUCUUCUUAUUCGUCGUCCGGAUUGUUUAGGUCCAGCAUUACGAGGUGAAGGUGGUGGUUUACUUAAAGCAAUACGAGAAGGUAUUGCUCAAUCACUUUAUAUUGCUCGACGACAAAAUUCAGACGAUCCUGUUAUACAAGCUGCUUAUCAAGAAAUCAUUGAUGAUGAAAGCAUGCAUAAUUUAAAUGAAGAAUAUGAUCGUCUUCAAGUUCGUUUGCCAUAUGAAGAUGAUGAAGAAUAUAUUGAUUUGGGUGCAGCUGAAUUAUCAUUUUAUGCUAUUUUAGUCGAAUUAUUAGGUCGAUGUGCACCCUCAGAAGAAACAAUUAAAAUGGGAAAACCAAAUGCUAUACGAGCUAAAUCAAUUCUUAAAAGUCUUGUUUCAAUGCAUGAUCUUGAAGGUGUUCUCGGUCUAAAAUUUCUCUUACCAAAUGACAAUUCAAUGCCACCUGGUCUUCAACCAGCACACAAAAUGUCUAUCAUACUUUUUCUUGAACGUGUAUAUGGAAUACCCGAUCAAGAAACAUUCUUUCGUCUUGUUGAAGAUGCAUUUCUUCCUGAUAUUCGUGCUGCUACAAUUCUUGAUAUGGCAGCAAUUGCAGAAAGUGACAUGGCAUUAGCAUUAAAUCGUUAUCUAUGUACUAGUGUUAUAACAAUAAUGACUGCACAUGCACAUUAUUUUGAUGAUUGUGAUCAUCGUUCAUCACUUCUUGAAUCAACAUUACAUACGGUUUAUCGGUUAUCAAAAUGUCGUUCAUUAACAAAAAAUCAACUUGAUAUUAUUUGUGAUUUUCUACUUGCAUUUGCUAGUCAAUUAAAACCAUCAAUGAUGACACCACUAUUACGAAAACUUGUUCAUGAUGUACCAGCAUUAACUGAUCAAACGAUUGUACCAUUAAGAAUGUUAACACAAUGGUAUGAACGAUGUAGUCGAUAUUAUAGUGUUGCUGCUACGGAAGAAGAAAAACGUUUAACGAUGUUAUUGUUUCAAAAAAUAUUUGAUGCAUUAGCAUCUCGAGCUUAUGAUCCAGAAUUAUUUGGUAAAGCACUUCCAUGUUUAACAGCUAUUGGUAGUGCACUAUCACCGGAUUAUUCAUAUUCAAUAAAUCAACAAGAUAAUUUGGAUCAUGAACGAGAAAAAGUUGAAAUGUCUCGUAGUUAUGAACCAAAUCCAGCUGAUACAUCUAAUGUUGUAUUAACUCCUGAACUAGAAGAAUUUGUGAAAGCUUACGGUGAAAGUGUUCAUGAUCAAUGGUCUUAUGCUAAAAUGGAACAAGGUUGGAUUUACGGUGAACAAAUAAAUGAUAAAUAUCGACAACAUCCUAAUUUAAAACCAUAUAAAAUUCUUGACAAAAAAGAUACCGCGAAAUUAGAAGAUCCAAUUCGUGAAGCAUUAAAAUCUAUUGAAAAAUUACAAUUUCGUUUAGAAAAAACUGAUACUGGCAUGACACGUAUUGCCACAAAACCAUUACAAAGAAAAAAACAGAAAGAUAAAGUUGGGCCUGAUUAUAUACCAAAAGCAAUGGAUUUUGCAAGUGUUACAAUGAAUCGUGAAAUGCAGGACUUAUCUGAAGCUUUAGCACAAAAUGCUCAUGAAAUCUGGGCUAGACAAAUGAGAAAUCGUCUUGCUGCUAUUGGUGGUGGUCUUCAUUCUCGUCUUGUUCCAUAUGAUCUAUUAACUGAUAAAGAAAAACAAAAAGAUUUAAGAUUCUAUCAAGAUCUUGUGAAAUAUCUUAAUAUAUUUGGUUAUCGAAUUGUCAAAAAACCUGUCGAAGAUGAACCAAUAGGUAGUGCCUUAACUGCGCUUAUUACAUCGACAACAUCUUUAUCUGCAUCAAAUACAUCUCAUACAAAUGAAAAACGUUUUGCCUAUAGUUUACUAGAAAAAUUACUUGAAUAUGUUGAACGUGCAUCAUCAACAAUGCAAAAUUAUAAAGAAAGUUCGAAAUUUUCCUUACAUGAAAGUUAUCGUUUAUCAACUAAAGAUGUGAAAUUCUUUGGAAAAGUUGUUUUACCACUUGUUGAAAAAUAUUUUCAAGCACAUCGAGAUUAUUUUAUUACACCAUCAUCAUUAAAAACUGGUAGCGGUUAUGCAACAGUGAAAGAAAAAGAAAUGAGUUGUAGUUUAUUUUGUAAAUUGGCAUUUUUACUUCGACAGAAAUUCGGUGCCUUUGGUAAUGAAGUUAAUAUUGCUGUUCGUUGUCUUAAAGUUCUUGUACGAGCAAUUGAUGUUAGUUCGGUAAUGAAAAAUAGUCAAGAAAUGGUUCGUGCAUCAUUAUUACCAUUAUUUAAUAAUAUUGCUGAAGAUCUUAAUCAAACUGUACAAAAUCUUGAACAACAACGUUUUAGUCAUAUUAAAGGAACUUUACAACGUGGAACAACGAGUCUUUCAUACAUACAUAUGGUGCUUCUACCUGUACUUUCAUCAAUGCUUGAUCAUCUAGGAAAAAAUAACUAUGGAGUUGAUGUUUUCGAAAAUGAAAUUCAAUUAGCUGGUUAUAAAAUUUUAAAUGCUCUAUGGAUAAUUGGUACACAAGGAAUAAAAUUUGUUGAUCGAGAAUGGAUUGUUGAAGAAUUAAAUCGUCAUCGUCCAUUACUUGGUGAUUGUUUAAGUUCAUUUGCAUCUUGUUUUCCAAUAGCAUUUUUUGAACCUGAAUUUAAUGGUAACAAUAAACAUGCAUCAAAUAUCUCACAAUUAUCACCUGAAGCUAAUGAUGUUAUGACAAAUAUAGCACGAACAAUUCCUCAUCUGACGAAAGUUAUAGCUGAUAUUGAAGAACAUUCAGAAUCAAGAGCAACAUAUGAUGAUGCACCUUAUGUUGUAGAAGUUAUUCUUCCGUGUGUUUGUUCGUAUUUACCACAUUGGUGGUCAGUUGGUCCACAGAAAACAAAACAAUCAACUGAACCAAAAGUAACAAAUGUUACUGCAGAUCAUAUGAAUUCUAUCUUAGGAAGUAUUUUAAAACUAAUUAAUAAUAAUAUUGAUUCUGCUGAAGCACCAUGGAUGAAACGUAUUGCAGGCUAUACACAAUCAAUUAUUCUUAAUUCAUCGACAAGUCUUUUAGAACCAUAUUUCUUACCUGUAUCACAACGUUUAAAAGCUAAAUGUGAAGAUUUAUAUGCUCAAGAACAAUCUCUUAAACAUGCAACUCGUUUAGAAUCAUCUGAACGUGAAGAUCUUGAAGCUAGUUUAAUGAAAAAUUAUGAAAUUCUCGUUCGUGAUCUUUAUGCAUUUGGACCACUAUUAAUAAAAUUUGUUGAUAUACAUCGAUCAUAUUGGCUUAAAAAUGGUGAUCUAUCUGCUAAUAAAUUAUAUAAUGAUAUGGCUGAAGUUUUUUCAACAUGGUGUAAAUCAAAAUAUUUUAAACGUGAAGAACUUAAUUUUGUAAGUCAACAUGAGAUUGAUAAUACAAGUAUGUUAAUGCCAAGUGGUACAAAUCAAACAAAUACGAAUACAGCAACUACAUCAGAUCCAACAACAAUGAAAAGUCCGAAUGAUGCAUCAAAUAAUGGAGCAUUAAGUGUAAAACAAAAACGUAAAAAACGUCGUUUGGAUAAAGAAAAAUUUACAUCAUUAAGUGUUGCUUGUAUUAAACGUUUAUUACCACUUGGAAUGAAUACAUUUGGUGGACGAGAACAAGAACUCGUUCAAUUAGCUAAACAUAAAAUGAUUGACACAAAAACUGCUCAAGAUGAAAAAAUUGAAAAUCCAACUGAGGAACAAAUGGUUUUAGAUCUAACGAGUGAUCAAGAAGAAAACAUCGAAGAAUUUCUUCGUGAUAUAUUUUUUGCCCAAGAACAAGGAGAAAUUGUUAAUAAAAAUAAUUGGCAAAGUGCAUUAUAUCGAAAGAUUGGUUCGAAAUCUCAUCAAACUGGUAUAAUACAUUCACAAGCAACUUCAAUAAAAAAUAUGUUAAAAAUGGCUAAAGUUUUAUUUGGUUUAAAUCUUGUUGAUCAUCCUCCAACACAUCAACGAAAUACAUGGAGAAAACUUGUCUCAUCUCAACGUAAAAAAGCUAUUAUGGCUUGUUUUCGUAUGGCACCAUUACAUUCUGUACCAAGACAUCGAGCAAUGAAUAUGUUCUUACGUGCUUAUCGAGAAUUAUGGCUUGAAGCUGAAGAAGAUACACGUGCACGUUUAAUUGAACAUCUUUGUGAGGAAUAUCAAGAAGUGAAUGAUCAAGAAGUAACAACAAUUAAAGAAGAGAGUGAAACUGAAACAGAAGUAUUAACAUUGACAAUGACGAUUAAACCCGAUCCAUUAAGACAAUUAUUACAAUGUUUAAAUCGAGCUGCAACUACAGCACAAGUUUUUUCAAUAACAGAUGAUAUUGUCUAUUUAUCUUAUUCAACUAUAAUGAGCAAAAGUUGUGUUAUUGAAGAAGAUAAUGAUGAUGAUGGAGCAGAAGAAGUGAAAUCUUUUCAGGAACAAGAAAUGGAAAAACAAAAGUUACUCUAUGAACAAAAUCGUUUAGCUAAUCGAGGUGCUGCUGAAACUGUAUUAUUAUAUAUAAGUGCAAGCAAAGGUGAAAAUAAUGAAAUGCUUAAUCGAACAUUACAACUUGGUAUAUCAUUAUUACAUGGUGGUAAUCGUGAAGUUCAAAAACGAAUGUUGGAUUAUUUAAAAGAAACACGAGAUGUUGGAUGUUUUACAUCAUUAGCAACAUUAAUGGCUAAUUGUAGUGUACUUGAUCUUGAUACAUUUGAACGUUGUAUUAAAGCAGAAGUACUUGGCGUUGGUUCGGAAGGAAUGGCUGGUGAAAAAAAUUUACAUGAUGCUGAUUUUACGAUUUCACUAUUUCGCUUUUGUCAACUUUUAUGUGAAGGACAUAAUCUUGAAUUUCAAAAUUAUCUUCGUUCACAACCUGGAAGCAAUACAAAUGUUAAUAUUAUUAUUUGUACUGUUGAUUAUUUACUCAGUUUACAAGAAUCAUUAAUGGAUUUCUAUUGGCAUUAUUCAGGAAAAGAAACAGUUGAUGCACAUGGAAAAGAAAAUUUUUGUCGAGCUAUUAAUGUUGCUAAACAAGUUUUUAAUACAUUAACUGAAUAUAUUCAGGGUCCAUGCCCACAAAAUCAAUUAGCAUUGGCUAACAGUCGUUUAUGGGAUGCAAUAUCAGGUUUUCUUUAUAUUUUUGCACAUAUGCAACGGAAAUUAUCUCUAGAUCCAAUGCAAAUUGAAUUAUUACGAGAAUUAAUGAAAUUACAAAAAGAUAUGAUUAUUAUGUUAUUAUCAAUGCUUGAAGGCAAUGUUCUCAAUGGUCCAAUUGGUAAACAAAUGGUUGAUACAUUAAUUGAAUCUCAAUCAAAUGUUGAAUUAUUACUACAAUUUUUUGAUAUAUUUCUUAAAAUGAAAGGUUUAACAACAUCCGAAGCAUUUCAAGAAUUUGAUUUAAAUAAAGAUGGAUUUAUUUCACCAAAAGAAUUUCGUAAAGCUAUGGAAGCACAAAAGAUGUAUACAAAUCAAGAUAUUGAUUAUAUAUUAAUGUGUGUUGAUACAAAUCAAGAUGGAAAAAUUGAUUUUAUGGAAUUUACUGAACGUUUUCAUAAUCCAGCCAAGGAUAUUGGUUUCAAUAUGGCUGUUUUAUUAAUCAAUCUAUCUGAACAUAUGCCACAUGAUACACGUUUACAACGUUUAAUGGAUAAAGCGAAAAGCUUUCUAUCAUAUUUCUCAGAGUUUCUUGGUAGAAUUGAAAUCAAAGGUGGUGCUGGUUAUAUUGAACGUGUAUAUUUUGAAAUAACUGAAUCGAAUAUUGAACAAUGGAAUAAACCACAUAUUAAAGAAUCGAAAAAAGCAUUUUUACAUUUUAAUGUUAAUCAAACAGAUGAUAAAGAAAAAUUAGAACAAUUUAUUAAUUUCUGUGAAGAUACGAUUUUUGAAAUGCAACAUGCAGUUGCUCUUAGUGGUGAAGAAGAUGAUCAACAAACUCAAACUGCUCCAUUUUCUGAUGAUGAAACAGGCAGUCCACCACCACCAAAUGAACCAGUUAAAUUAGCUUUAUCUUACAUUUGGUCUGGUAUAAAAGGUCUAUUUCAUUUACUUCGUCCAUCAACAAUACGUAAUGGAUAUCAUCAAUUUCGUCAAAUGACCUUUAAAGAUAUGAUUAAAAGUCUAUUUUCUCUAUUCAUUUACAUUAUGCGUUUAUUAUUUAUAAUAUUAAUCUACGCUUUAAGAACAUUAACAUAUUGUAUUUGGAAUUUAAUGGCUGGAGAAGAACAACCAGAAGUAAAACAAGAGAGAGUUGCUUUACCACCACCAACAAAACGACGUGAUCUUCAUUUACCAUCAGUUAAUAUUGCACAAGCUGGAUUUAGUUCUGCUGAAGAAUCAGCACCAACAAUAAAUGCAUUUGGUAUUGGUCUUAGUUCUGAUUCAGAACCAAAUAAUAAAAUAUCUUCAAUGGAGGAAUCAAUAAAUAUACUUAAUUUUGAUAGUGUUCAAACAUUUGAUUCCGAUCAAAAACCUUUAUUUGUCAAUAAUAUUGAUUCAUCACUUGGCCAAGCAACACCAUCAUCAGUGACUACUUCAACACAUAUGAUUCCAUUAACUCAACAUACUCAACAUCAACAUUCAAUAACUGCUUCAGUACCACAUCAACCACAAUUAACAACAACAAUACAUAUGUCACCAAAUGUUAUUGAAAAAUCUAAACAAGCACUUCAAGUUAAUAUUCAAGCUGAAUAUCAACAAAAACCUUCAAUAAUCAAUCAAAACGGAGCAGGUCUAGUAGAAGAUGACGAUUUUAUUCCACCAGAACCACCAGCAAGAAAAGAUUAUGGAAAGAAAGCUUUGGCAUUAGUAGCAAGAAAUUAUCAUCAAUUAAAAUUCAUGGCUCUUUGUCUUGCUUUUGUAAUUAAUUUUCUAAUGCUUUUCUACAAAGCUAUGCCAUUAGCUGCAGCAGCAACUGAGUCAGUUCCACCGGAUGCAAUCGAACGUAUUGAUGAAGAUGAGGAUGAAGUAAUUAUGAUGGAUCCGAAGAAUUUCUAUAUGGUUUAUUUAUUACAAAUAAGUGCAUUUUUACAUUCAUCGAUUGCAUUUCUAAUGAUGAUCAGUUAUUACAAACUUAAAGUACCUUUGGUUAUAUUUAAACGAGAAAAAGAAAUUGCUCGUAAAUUAGAAUUUGAAGGUGCUUGGUUAAUUGAUCAACAGAGUGAAAAUAGUUCUUGGAUAUUAUCAUAUUUAUCGCGUGAAUGGCAUAAACUUGUUAUAAGUUCAAAAUCAUUUCCGGAUUCAUAUUGGGAUAAAUUCGUUAAGAAAAAAGUUCGAAAUAAAUAUUCCGAUCAAUUUGAUUAUGAUGAAUUAAGUCGAUUUUUGGGAAUGGAAAAAAAUGACACACCUGGAAAAUUUGAAAUUGUUAAACCAGUUGAAACUGGUUUAUGGGGAAAAAUUCAGUCUAUUGAUAUACGUUAUCAAGUUUGGAAAUGGGGUGUUAUUUUUACUGAUAAUUCAUUUCUCUAUGUAUUCUUCUACUUUAUAUUCUCCGUUAUUGGCAAUUUUUCAUAUUUUGUCUUUGCUAUUCAUUUACUGGAUGUUGCAAUAAGUGUUAAAGCAUUAAGUACCAUAUUGAAAUCAAUUACUCAUAAUGGUCGACAAUUACUUUUAACAAUUAUGUUAAUGGCUGUACUUGUUUAUCUUUAUACAGUUAUUGCAUUUAAUUUCUUCCGUAAAUUUUAUACCAAAGAAGAAGAUGAAGAAAAAGAAGAAAAUUGUAAAGAUAUGUUUACUUGUUUUAAAUUUCAUCUGUAUUCUGGUAUACGAGCUGGUGGUGGUAUUGGUGAUGAACUUGAAUCUCCGAAUGGAGAUCCACUGGAAUUAUAUCGAAUUAUUUUUGAUAUAACAUUCUUCUUUUUUAUUAUCGUUAUUCUUCUUGCUAUUAUUCAAGGUUUGAUUAUUGAUGCAUUUGGUGAUCUUCGAGAACAGCUUGAUUCAGUCAAAGAAACACUUGAAUCAAAAUGUUUUAUUUGUGGUAUUGGUCAAGAUUAUUUUGAUAAAGAACCGCAUGGGUUUGAAACACAUACAACAGCAGAACAUAAUUUUGCAAAUUAUAUGUUCUUUCUAACGCAUCUUUUAAAUAAACCUGACACAGAACAUACUGGACAGGAAAGUUAUGUUUGGGAAAUGUAUCAAAGCCGUAAAUGGGAUUUUUUUCCUGUUGGUGAUUGUUUUCGACGUCAAUAUGAACCGGGAGGCGGUGGAGCAACAUCAACAGAAAGUUAA
Messenger RNA from Adineta steineri, 15729 nucleotides. The record is from the annotation of a GenBank genome assembly. Lineage: Eukaryota; Metazoa; Rotifera; Eurotatoria; Adinetida; Adinetidae.